Messenger RNA from Nerophis ophidion (straightnose pipefish), 2744 nucleotides. It is a transcript of the gene uts2r4, whose product is annotated as urotensin-2 receptor 4. The record is from RefSeq and is a predicted model, not a curated record. Gene Ontology annotation, molecular function: urotensin II receptor activity. The transcript has a single exon. The coding region runs from base 572 to 1960 and encodes 462 amino acids. Gene Ontology annotation, cellular component: membrane. Gene Ontology annotation, biological process: neuropeptide signaling pathway; blood vessel diameter maintenance; regulation of blood pressure. Lineage: Eukaryota; Metazoa; Chordata; Actinopteri; Syngnathiformes; Syngnathidae.
UAUUAUUUAAUGUAUAUAAUAUGAAUAUUUAAUGCAUACUUUACUUAUAAUAUGUGAUAUUAUGUACAUAAUGUGUGUUUGUUGUGUAUGUAGAUGUGUAUAUUAUAUAAUAUUUGUACUAUGAAUAUUUAAUGCAUACUUUACAUAUAAUAGGUGAAUAUUGUGUACACUUUGUGUGUAUGUUGUAUACGUACAUAAAGUGUAUAUUAUUUCAUGUAUAUAAUAUGAAUAUUUAAUGCAUACUUUACAUGUAAUAUGUGAAUAUUGUGUACACAGUGUGUAGUUUGCGUAGAUAACGUGUAUAUAAUGUGUUUACUAUGAAUAUAUAAUGCAUACUUUACAUAUAAUAUGUGAUAUUUUGUACGCUAUGUGUGUAUGUUGUAUAUGUAAAUAAGGUGUAUAUGAUAUAAUGUGUAUAUUAUGAAUAUUUAAUGCCUACUUGACAUAUAAUAGGUGACUAUUAUGUACACAAUGUGUGUAUACAUAGAUAAAGUGUAUAUAAUGUGUGUACUGUGAAUAUUUAGUGCAUACUUUACAUAUAAUAUUUGAAUAUUGUGUACACUAUGAGUGUAUGUUUAACGGGUAUAUAAAGUGUAUAUUAUGUGGUGUGUGUUUGUAUGAAUAUUUAAUGUGUUCUUGCAAGGAGGAUCAGUCCUCCAAAGUCACUCCUGGGUGUCCCAAACGUCACCUGGGUGUGGACUUUGUUCUUUGCUGGCUUCUGCUUUGGCACCCUGCUGAGGAAAGACGGCGGCGGGAAAGAAAGGGGGCGGGGCCAGAGCGUGGGGAUUGCUGGAUCCUUGAUGGAGGCGUCAGUCGGCGGUCAUGUUGGCCCCGGGAGGUCUGUGGCGGGUCUGGACUAGUCGGUCUCACGUCAAGGAUACCUUUUCUUCUUUGGAGCGCCGCUGACUUUCCGAUUUUGUCACCCGCCAUGAACGGCAGCAACGCGUCCGGGGACGGGGGGUCGUCAGGGAGCGGCGGCCUGUGGGUGACGUCCCUGCUGGGCGCCGCCCUGCUGGUCAUGUGGCUGCUGGGCGUGGCGGGCAACGCGUACACGCUUGUGGUCACGCGGUCGGCGGCGCUGCGCCGCACGGGCUCGGUGUACGUCUACGUGGCCAACCUGGCGCUGGCCGACCUGCUCUACCUCUCCACCAUCCCCUUCGUGGUCUGCACCUACUUCGCCCACGACUGGCUGUUCGGCGAGGCGGGCUGCCGGGUCCUGCUGAGCCUGGACCUCCUCACCAUGCACGCCAGCGUCUUCAUCCUGGUGGCCAUGAGCCUGGAGCGCUACCGCGCCGUGGCCCGGCCCUUCGGCGCCCGCGACUCCACGCCGCGCCGACGCAAGCUGGCGGCCGCCGCCAUCUGGGCCACCGCCUUCGCGCUCACCCUCCCCAUGAUGGUGAUGAUCCGACUCCGCGAGGGCAAGCCGUCGCCGGCCGGAGUCGUCAAGCGCAUGUGCUUCCCCACCUGGACCUUGGAGGCCUUCAAAGCCUACGUCACCGCCCUCUUCCUGACCAGCGUCCUCAUCCCCGGACUGGUCAUCGUCGGACUCUACGCCGGCCUCGCCAGGCGCUACUGGGCGGCGCAGGCCCGACUGGCAGGGCGCGCCGGCUCGGCCAGGAGGCGGGGACUCAAGCAGCGGGUGGUGGUCAUGAUCUUCAGCAUCGUGGUGGCCUACUGGGCCUGUUUCCUGCCUUUCUGGGCCUGGCAGCUGGCCCAGCUCUUCUCGGCGGAGUCCCUCAAGGCUCUGUCCUCCUCCACCCACAACUACGUCAACUUCUUGGUCACCUGCCUCACGUACGGGAACAGCUGCGUCAACCCUUUCCUCUACACGCUCCUCACCCGCAACUACAAGGACUACCUGGCCCAGAAGGGCCAGUCCACCGUUUCGAGCAGGACAGAAUCCCUUGCCCCUGUAGCCCUUCCCCAGAGGACUCGUAGUCCAAGUGGAAGUCUCGACUAGGGAUGGGUACCGAAUGCAGUACUUUGACAGGCAGGGACCCGAAUUCUGUUCGUAAAACCAAGCGGUGCCCCAUUUGUCACCCGUGACGUCACACCGCUAGCGGACUCGGACAAACUCUCUCGCCGUUUUCAACACCGACAAAACGCUCAAAUUUAAAGUAAGGCUCUACUCUUCCAAAAAGCACUAGCUUGAUGCUAAUUCACAUUGGAUUUGCCAUAGACAGGCUACUAUUAGCAUUAGCGAUUUUACAUGGCAAUUUCGACACCUCCAAAUGUGGCGGUGAGAAUGACAACGCACGCUGCAAUAAAACGCACAGCACUUACAGUGCAAACACUUUGUAGGGCGCAACGUAACACAUUCAGCUAUUAGCGCUGUUGGUGUGGACUGAUUAUUGUUCAUUUGCUUUCUACUUUCCUUAGUCUGGAGUCACACCUGGAUGUGCACACGUUAAUAAACAUGUUAAUAAACAUGUUAAUAAACAUGUUAAUAAACGCAUAACGAACACUUAAUAAACUCUUGUUACACGCGCUUUCCUUCAGGAGGCACAGGCUCACUUUUUGGCACGAUCAAGACAUAACAUGAACUCUCUAUUUGGCAAGCAUGUGGUCAGUGUCUCUCUCUAAUCUAAGCUUUGAUAAAAAAUACUACACAAAUAAUUAAUAACCCGUUUAUAAAACUUUCAUCAAAGUGACGAUACGGCACCAGAUUGUUAGCAACAUUUUAUUUUAUUUUUUGGUUGGAUUUUGAUUGUUUUAUCGUUGGGCAGAACAACCAUGUGAUGGCA